Molecule: messenger RNA, 513 nt
Organism: Zymoseptoria tritici IPO323
Lineage: Eukaryota; Fungi; Ascomycota; Dothideomycetes; Mycosphaerellales; Mycosphaerellaceae
Exons: 3
Coding region: 1-513 (170 amino acids)
Source: RefSeq, a predicted model, not a curated record
AUGAAGCUCACAAUCGCUUCCCUUUCUUUCCUGUCUUUGGCACUCGCCGAACCAACGGUCUACCUCAUCCGCCACGGCGAGAAGCCUUCCAGUGGCAAUGGCCUCAGCACGCAAGGCAUGCAGCGUGCUCAAUGCUUGAGGAAUGUCUUCGGUGCCAAUUCUGGCUACAACAUCAACUACAUUCUCGCCCAGCAGUACAAGUCAGACGGCUCCCGGAAACGUCCUUACGACACUGUCCACCCGCUGGCUCAAGACUUGGGCCUCACGAUCGAUACGUCCUGCGACCGAGAUGAUCCAGGCUGUGUGAAGGAUGCUGUGAAGGGCUUUAAGGGAUCUGGAAACAUCCUCAUCUGCUGGGAGCACGAUGCCCUCCAUGACAUAGUAAAGUCGCUGGGAGAUGAUAACGCCCCAAAAUAUGAUGGGUCCCGGUUUGAUAUAAUCUGGAAAGAUCCCCCAAAAUACCACGACAUCACCGACAUGUAUUCCGAGAAAUGCCAGGGCCUGGACAAUUGA